GUGCGCGCGGCAGCGGGCGCGCGGCGGCGGCGGCGUUCUGUCGGGGCCCCGCGCCGCCGUCCCAUUCAUGCGGGGCAGCGGCGGCGCGAGCGAGGCGGGCGCGGAGCCCCGGGCGGCGGCGGGUGGAGGCGGGCGCGGCGGCGGAGGAGGCGGAGGCAACGGCAACGGCAGGGGCCCGGCCGGCGGCUCGGUGUGGAAUGCAAUUAUGGCUGGCACGGCGGAGGCGAGCGGGGACCGGAGCCGGCUGACCGGACUGGCCGUGCCCACGAUGCCCUGAAUGCCGAGUGCGGCAGAAGCAGAGGAGACUGUGUCCCGCUAGCUGCUCCUCCCUCCCUCAUCCCUUUAGUUUGGGUUUGUUUCUAUUUAUUUUGUGGCUGGGUUUGGGCAUGGCCUUGGCCAAAUGCGAGGCUGCUGCAAUGUGGCUCCUUUGGCUCAAGCACCACUUGUCCGUCAACGUUUGGACUUUGCUGCUCUUGGGGAGCACCUGGCUACCGCUGGCGGAAGGCAGCCCCAAGUCUCCCUUUAGGACUUUCCCAGUUACAGACUGGAGCUUGACACACUUGGUGGUCCACAACAAAACUGGGGAGGUCUACGUAGGGGCUGUCAAUCGGAUCUACAAGCUCUCCAAUAACCUCACGCUCCUGCGGACCCACGUGACGGGGCCCGUGGAGGACAAUGAGAAGUGUUACCCUCCACCCAGCGUUCAGUCCUGCCCACACGGACUGGUCACCACCAACAACGUGAACAAACUGCUGCUGGUGGACUACUCGGGGAACCGGCUGAUCGCCUGUGGCAGUGCCUCCCAGGGUAUUUGCCAGUUUCUGCGGCUGGAUGACCUCUUCAAGUUGGGUGAGCCCCACCACCGGAAGGAGCACUACCUCUCCAGUGUCAACGAGUCGGGCACCAUGUCUGGGGUGAUCAUCGAGGUGCUGAACGGACAGAACAAGCUCUUCAUUGGGACGCCCAUUGACGGGAAGUCGGAGUACUUCCCCACACUCUCCAGCCGCAAGCUGAUGGCCAAUGAGGAGAAUGCGGAGAUGUUUGGCUUUGUCUACCAGGACGAGUUUGUCUCCUCACAGCUCAAGAUCCCGUCGGAUACGCUCUCCAAGUUUCCCACCUUUGACAUCUACUACAUUUACAGUUUCAGCAGCGAGCAGUUUGUUUACUACCUGACCCUGCAGCUGGACACCCAGCUCACCUCGCCUGACUCCACCGGGGAGCAGUUUUUCACCUCCAAGAUCGUCCGCCUCUGUGUGGAUGACCCCAAGUUCUACUCCUACGUGGAGUUCCCCAUUGGCUGUGUGCAGGACGGCAUCGAGUACCGCCUGAUCCAGGAUGCCUACCUGACCAAGCCUGGCAAGGCUUUGGCCAAGUACCUGGGCAUCUCAGAGGGGGAGGAUAUCCUCUUCACCAUCUUCUCCCAGGGCCAGAAAAACAGAGUUAAGCCUCCCAAGGAGUCUGUGCUCUGCCUCUUCACGUUGAAGAAGAUCAAGGAUAAGAUCAAGGAGCGUAUCCAGUCAUGCUACAGAGGGGAAGGGAAACUCUCACUGCCCUGGCUCUUGAAUAAGGAGUUAGGCUGCAUCAACUCGCCGCUGCAGAUCGAUGACAAUUUCUGUGGACAGGAUUUUAACCAGCCGCUAGGCGGGACUGUCACCAUUGAGGGGACCCCGCUUUUCGUGGAUAAGGAGGAUGGGAUGACUUCGGUGGCUGCCUACGACUACAGAGGACAAACUGUCGUCUUUGCGGGCACACGGAGUGGGAAGAUCAAAAAGAUCCUGGUGGACUUGCCAGCCGAGAGGAAGCACCAAGCACUGCAGUACGAGAACGUCGUGGCCCACGAGGGCAGCUCCAUCCUGCGAGACCUGGUGCUGAGCCCCGACCGCCAGCACAUCUACGCCAUGACCGAGAAACAGGUGACACGGGUGCCGGUGGAGAGCUGUGAGCAGUACGAGAGCUGCGAGCUGUGCCUGGGCUCCCGGGACCCCCACUGCGGCUGGUGCGUCCUCCACAACAUAUGCUCACGGAAGGACCGGUGCGAGCGGGCGGACGAGCCCCAGCGCUUCGCCUCCGUCCUGCGGCAGUGCGUCCAGCUCACCGUCCAGCCGAAGAACAUCUCGGUCACCAUGUCAGAGGUCCCGCUGGUCCUGCAGGCCUGGAACGUCCCAGACCUCUCGGCUGGAGUCAACUGCUCCUUUGAAGACUUCACCGAGUCCGAGAGCCGCAUUGAAGACGGGAAGAUCUACUGCAGCUCUCCCUCUGCCAAGGAUGUCAUCCCCAUCACCAGGGGCCGCGGGGACAAGCGAGUGGUGAAGCUCUACCUGAAAUCUAAGGAGACGGGGAAGAAGUUCGCCUCUGUGGAUUUCGUUUUCUACAACUGCAGUGUCCAUCAGUCCUGCCUGUCCUGCGUGAACGGCUCCUUCCCCUGCCACUGGUGCAAGUACCGCCACAUCUGCACCCACAACGCUGCCGACUGCUCCUUCCUGGAGGGACGUGUCAAGCUCUCCGAGGACUGCCCCCAGAUCCUGCCCUCCACCCAGAUCUACAUCCCCGUGGGCGUGGUGAAACCCAUCACCCUGACGGCCAAGAACCUGCCCCAGCCGCAGUCCGGCCAGCGCAACUACGAGUGCAUCUUCCACAUCCCCGGCAGCACCACCCGCGUCACCGCCCUGCGCUUCAACAGCACCAGCAUCCAGUGCCAGAACACCUCGUAUUUCUAUGAAGGGAAUGACAUCAGCGACCUGCCGGUCAACUUGUCCGUGGUCUGGAAUGGGAACUUCGUCAUUGACAAUCCCCAGAACAUCCAGGCCCACCUGUACAAGUGCUCGGCUCUGCGGGAGAGCUGCGGUCUGUGCCUCAAGGCCGACCCGCGCUUCGAGUGCGGCUGGUGCGUGUUGGAGAAGCGCUGCUCGCUGCGGCAGCACUGCCUGGCCUACGAGAGCAGCUGGAUGCAUGCCAGCAGUGGCAACAGCCGCUGCACCGACCCCAAGAUCACCAAGCUGUUCCCUGAGACUGGCCCCAGGCAAGGAGGGACCCGUCUGACCAUCACCGGCGAGAACCUGGGUCUGAAGUUUGAAGAUGUUCGCUUGGGCGUUCGAGUCGGCAAAGUGAUGUGCAUCCCCAUCGAGAGCGAAUACAUCAGCGCUGAGCAGAUCGUGUGUGAAAUCGGAGAUGCCAGCCCAAGCAAGGUCCAUGAGGCGCGGGUAGAAGUCUGCAUCCGUGACUGCUCGCCCAGCUACCGGGCCACAUCCCCCAAGAGCUUCACCUUCGUGACACCCACUUUCUCCCGUGUGGUCCCUGCCCGGGGUCCUCUCUCUGGCGGCACCUGGAUCGCCAUUGAAGGCAGCCACCUCAAUGCUGGCAGCAACGUCUCCGUGACCAUCGGGGGACGACCCUGUGCUUUUUCAUGGAGAAGCGCCCGCGAGAUCCGGUGCAGGACCCCCCCCGGGCACACCCCCGGCGGCUCUCCCAUCCUCAUCAACAUCAACCGGGCAGAGCUGAGCAACCCGGAGGUGAAGUACAACUACACGGAAGACCCCACCAUCCAGAAGAUCGAUCCCGAGUGGAGCAUCAACAGUGGUGGGACGCUGCUAACGGUGACUGGCACCAACCUGGCCACCAUCAAAGAGCCCAGGAUCCGGGCCAAGUACUGCAGCUCUGAAAGGGAGAACAACUGCACUGUCUACAACGACACCACCAUGGUGUGCUACGCACCCUCCAUCGACAACCCUGUGCGGAGUCCUCCAGAGGUCGGUGACCGCCCAGAUGAGAUCGGCUUUGUCAUGGAUAAUGUUCAGGCCCUGCUGAUCAUCAACACCACCAACUUUGUCUACUACCCAGACCCCGUCUUCGAGCCGCUCAGCCCCACGGGGAUGCUGGAGCUGAAGCCCAGCUCUCCCCUCAUCCUCAAGGGCAGGAACCUGCUCCCGCCAGCUGGGGGUAACUCCCGCCUGAACUACACGGUGCUGAUCGGAGACACUCCCUGCACCCUGACCAUCUCCGAGACCCAGCUCCUCUGCGAGUCCCCCAACCUCACUGGCCAGCACAAAGUUACGAUCAAGGCUGGAGGGUUUGAGUUCUCCCCGGGGACGCUGCAGAUCUACUCAGACAGCCUGCUCACCCUGCCUGCCAUCAUCGGGAUCGGCGGUGGGGGUGGUCUGCUCCUCCUCAUCAUCAUCAUCGUCCUCAUCGCCUACAAGCGCAAGUCCCGGGAUGCUGACCGGACCCUGAAACGCCUCCAGCUGCAGAUGGACAACCUGGAGUCCCGGGUGGCCCUGGAGUGCAAAGAGGCCUUCGCUGAGCUGCAGACUGACAUUAACGAGCUGACCAACGACCUGGAUGGGGCUGGCAUCCCCUUUCUGGAUUACCGCACCUACGCCAUGCGGGUUCUCUUCCCAGGGAUAGAGGACCACCCUGUGCUGAAGGAGAUGGAGGUCCAGGCGAACGUGGAAAAGUCCUUGACCCUCUUUGGGCAGCUCCUGAACAAAAAGCACUUUUUGCUGACCUUCAUCCGCACUCUGGAGGCUCAGCGGAGCUUCUCCAUGCGGGACCGUGGCAACGUGGCUUCCCUUAUCAUGACGGCGCUGCAGGGCGAGAUGGAGUACGCCACGGGUGUGCUGAAGCAGCUCCUCUCUGACCUCAUCGAGAAGAACCUGGAGAGUAAGAACCACCCCAAGCUGCUAUUGCGGAGAACGGAGUCGGUGGCAGAGAAGAUGCUGACAAAUUGGUUCACGUUUCUGCUAUACAAGUUUCUGAAGGAGUGUGCCGGGGAACCGCUUUUCAUGCUCUACUGCGCCAUCAAGCAGCAGAUGGAGAAGGGACCCAUUGAUGCCAUCACAGGAGAGGCUCGCUACUCCCUCAGUGAAGACAAGCUUAUCCGGCAGCAGAUUGACUACAAAAUGCUGACCCUCAACUGCGUGAACCCUGAGAAUGAGAACGCCCCGGAGAUCCCCGUCAAGGUGCUGAACUGCGACACCAUCACGCAGGUGAAAGAGAAGCUGCUGGAUGCCGUCUACAAGGGAGUGCCCUAUUCCCAGCGACCCAAAGCUGGAGACAUGGACCUGGAGUGGCGGCAGGGCAGGAUGGCUCGGAUCAUACUGCAGGACGAAGAUGUCACCACAAAGAUCGACAAUGACUGGAAGAGGCUAAACACCCUGGCCCACUACCAGGUGACGGACGGCUCCUCAGUAGCCCUGGUGCCCAAGCAGAACUCGGCAUACAACAUCUCCAACUCCUCCACCUUCACCAAGUCCCUCAGCAGAUACGAGAGCAUGCUGCGAACAGCCAGCAGCCCUGACAGCCUGCGCUCACGGACCCCCAUGAUCACCCCCGACCUGGAGAGCGGCACCAAGCUCUGGCACCUGGUGAAAAACCACGACCACAUGGACCAGCGGGAGGGUGACCGGGGCAGCAAGAUGGUCUCUGAAAUCUACCUGACCCGCCUGUUAGCCACCAAGGGCACCCUGCAGAAAUUCGUGGAUGACCUGUUUGAGACCAUCUUCAGCACAGCACAUCGUGGGAGCGCGCUGCCCCUCGCAAUCAAAUACAUGUUUGAUUUCCUGGAUGAACAAGCUGAUAAGCAUCAGAUCAACGAUUACGAUGUCAGGCACACCUGGAAGAGUAACUGUCUACCUCUACGUUUUUGGGUGAAUGUGAUUAAGAACCCCCAGUUUGUGUUCGACAUUCACAAGAACAGUAUUACUGAUGCCUGCCUAUCCGUGGUGGCUCAGACAUUCAUGGACUCCUGCUCAACUUCUGAGCACAAGCUAGGAAAAGACUCUCCCUCCAACAAACUACUGUAUGCCAAGGACAUCCCCAACUACAAGAGCUGGGUAGAAAGAUAUUAUGCAGAUAUUGCUAAAAUGCCAGCGAUCAGUGACCAGGACAUGAGCGCGUACCUGGCGGAGCAAUCGCGGUUGCACCUCAGUCAGUUCAACAGUAUGAGUGCGCUGCACGAGAUCUACUCCUACAUCACCAAGUACAAGGAUGAGAUUUUAGCUGCGUUGGAGAAGGACGAGCAGGCCCGGAGGCAGCGACUGAGGAGUAAGCUGGAGCAGGCGAUUGACACAAUGGCCUUAAGCAGCUGAGACGGCGGCAGCGCGGUGCCAGCGUCCCGGGCAGCGGAGGCGGCAGGAGGGAGGGCCGGCCAGCGGCAGCCACGGGCAGAAGAAGACUUUGGGGCUGGGGCCGGCCGGACCCGUGGGAGCCGAUGUGCCUCCGCACGCUUUCCACGAACGAACAAGGAAACCUCGCGCUUUAGCGAAAAAAAAAACCCAACAAAAAAAACCCAAAACAAAUCCCAAUGACAGCAGCAACAUCGAUAAACCCCCCGACACACACACGCAACCCUCCCCCCGAUCCAUCCGGGACGCAGCAGGGACCUUGCAGAGGGGUGAUGCCGGGCGGAGGAGAAGGGGGUCGCCUGCCCCAUGGACCCGCUGGGCAGCCCUUGCCCGGGCAGAGCCCCUGAGCCCGCCAGGAAGGAGGGUUGGGACCGCGGGGCUUGCUUGGAUGGCGUUUGGAUGUUGUUGUUACUUUGGUGGAGGGGGGGUGGGCUCCUAUUUUUACUGUACUUGACUUGCUCUCUCCUCCUUCCCCCCAGCUGGCCACCCCCUCUCCUCCUCCUCCUCCUCUCUCUUUUUCUGUCUCUUCCCCCUUCUCUCUCUCUGGCCUUCUGCCACUAGUGUUAACUGCUAUAUUUGCACAAUUUACAUGAGACAAACAACAUUUUUAAUUUAAAGGAAAAAAAAUUAUAACAAAAAAUGGGAGGGGAAAAAAAAAAGAUUCUAAAUUUUUGCAACAAACUAACAAAAACGGAUUCAAAAAAUAAGCUAAAGGACUGAUGCUGGGGAGAUUUGGGGGUGGGGGCAGUAGGGGUGGGCAGGAAAGGGAGAAAUCCCUGAGCUUUGAUAUUUCUUAAAAUAUGUCCUGUGCCAUGUUUUAUUUGAAUGUUGUUUAGUGCGGAAAAAAAAAUCGAAAAAAAAACCAAAAAAAAAAAAAGGUGGGAGUUUUGUUAGCUGGAUAGUUGCUUUUAUUUAAAUGCUGCUGGAGUGGUGCUGGAGGUCACGAUCAGGGAGGAAGGGUGAUCCCAAGGUUGGUUUUUCUUUUCCCGGGGGAUCACUGAGGGAUGGUUGAUGUUUUGUUGAGCUCAUCCUUGUUUUCUGGUCCGGUGGCCAUGGGGAGGUCUGGGCACCACUGCCCGCGUCUGCCUGUCCCGGGAGCCCGGGGGCGAUGCGGGGGCUUGGGUGCUGUCGGGAGGGCUCGUGGAGAGCCAGCCCGGGUUUUUUUUUUGACAGAUCCCCUCACUCUGGGGCAGCCUUGAUGAAGCCCCUUUAUUUUUUCCCCCCUCAUCAUCUUUUUGUGCUGAUGCAGGGGAAGGGACCGGAUCCCUGGGGAAAGGGGAGGCUGCCCCUCCGCAUCUCCUGACCAGGAUCCUCCCCCCCCGCCCCCGGCAAACCCUGGGGCAUCCAGCCCACAGAGGGACCGGGAUGCUCAGCCGCCUUGCUGUUGCCCGCUCCCCCACCCCGGGAAGCCCAAACAUGUGCAGGACUUUCCACCUGAGACUGACCUUUCUUUCUCUGUCUUUUCCUUCUUUCUCCCCCUUUCUCUCCUUGCUGUCACCCCCUCUCCCCUCUGCCACCUCUGCCCUGCCGGGGGGGGGUUCGCUGGAAACCUGGGGCGUCUCCCUUGGUUACCCCCUUCAAAAUGUCAGAUCCUUGCGGGUUUGUGCUUUCCAGAGAUGAAAAGGUGCCGAAUGCUACCUCGAAUGGCAGCAGGUAACCGAAAACUUCCAAAAAAAUGAGCAAACCCCUUUCCUUUUCUGUACCGAGAGCUCCCGUUGCUGCUCGGGCCACGGCAGACGGGACCAAACUCCCAGGAGCGGGUGGCUGUCGAAAUCCAAGUGGAAAGAAGCCCAGCUGAUUUCUGUCCGUUCCCUUAAAUUGCGAGUUAAGGUGGGGAGAGGGAGAAAUAAUGAAGUUUUUAAUUAAAAAAAAGAAAUAAUAAAAGUGUGUAUAUAUAUAUAUGUGGUUACAAUCUAAUUCUCAUGCCCCAGUGGGGUGCUGUAUAGUUAACUGAAGGAGAAUCGAACCAAUAUAAAUAUGAAAUGAAUUUACACAGCCAGUUAAAACAAAACAAACAACAACUACAAAAAAAAAAAGUUUACCAAAUGGUCUGGAAGAAAUUUCCAAGCCUUUCUCACCAUGUAGAACAAUCGUUUGAAGCCUGCACAUCUCUCAUUAUGUUGUAAUUUUGUUUGGUUUUGUUUUGUUUUAAUAAGGAGGGAAAGGAGAAGAUGCUGAUUAAAAAAAAAAAAAAAACCAACCAAGAACAAAAAACCCAACCACAACAGCAAAAAUAUGUUUGAAAAAGAAGUAAUAAUUGUUUCCCAAACCUACGAACCCCAAGCUGUCGCUGGAUUUCUGAGAGCUGUGGGCUGUUGCAUGACUGUGCUAGAUUUUAGUCUGAGUUGAUCUUUUUAAGAAACAGAAGAAAAAAAAAACCAUAAAACAAAAAAACCUGCAAGUGUUGAAUAUUAGAGGUUUGUUUAGACCUGUUACCUAUUUUUUUUAUUUGAAAUUAAUUUGUCACUUUCUUGUCCAAAAGAAAAAAAACUAAAAGCAAAAAGAAAGACUUCAGAGGUUCACAUCUCAAGUGUGGUACUCUGAGAGCCUUAAAGGACAGCUGUGUGCCCGCCCGCCCCGCGCCGGGACCAUCAUCGCCGGCUGCCAGUGUCUCCCUGGGCACUCUGGUGGGACAAAAUCCUCCUGAGGGGCUUCUCAGGGGGGUCCUUUGCAGAACUCGCUGCUGCCGCGAUAGGGCGGAGGGGUGCCCGCGGCUCCCUUUGGUGCAAGGUUGGCCCAAAGCUUCUUCCUCACACCGCUGCCGUCUGCGCAGCGUUGGCGGAGGUCCUGGAAAUCGCCUGGAGGACAGCGGCCGUGUGUUGGUGGUCAUUGCGAUCCGGUGGAAGGGCAGCGGUUGCUUUGAAGUGUCUAUCCGAAAGUGGCGUGGGUCCUGCCUGUUGCAUUGGUAAGAGUUUUUGGGAGCUUCUGUUGCUGUUGAGGAAGCCAAGCAUGUAGUUUUUGUGGCGAUUGAGAGGGCAUGGUGGGACCCUCCCUCUUGCUGGCCAGAGAGGAUGGAGAUGUGUUUCUAAGAGCAUCCCCCUGAAAAUUCUCUCAUUGGUGAAUGAGGGCUGGAAGCACCGUUAAGAGCAGAGCGUUUAUUAGCCUGUGGCUUUUCCAGCAGCAACGCUGUGGGUGCUCCCUUGGCUGGGCUGGAGAGACAGGCGAGUUUCUUGGCCGUGGUGGGCCUGGGUUGGGUUUGGGCAGCAGAGAGGUUCCUGGGGAACUCGUGCCAGGCAGGCUGGCAGUGCCAUGGCAUGGCUGUGCUCUCUGGGCUCCCCUUGCUGAGACCCUCUUGGGCUGUAGCCUGGCUCUUCCCACCUCAUGAUGAUGCUGAGAGCCCAUGGUGUGGUCCUGGGGAUGAGUUCCCGUUGGCUUCCUCCUGGGGAGCUUUGGGGUGUCUGCGGUUUGCUCCACCAAAGGAUGCCCCCAGCACCUCCCCACCCCUCCGGGGUCCCCUUGCUGCCUCUAACGGGGGGGUGGCAGUCAGUGGGGUGGGCAUUGCAAUGCUGUCCACAGCCUCCGGCGCUUCUUGGUGCUACCUAUGCCUUUCGCGUGAUGCCCAGCGUCCUUAAUCGUGCCAGGCAGCCCGUCCUUCCUCCCUCGCCCCAGCCUGGCAGGGGGCAGAGCCAGGCUGGCAGUCCCCGUCUAGCCCUGCCUAGGAGCAAGGAGAGGUGGGGAGAGGCUGGGAAGCAGUCGCAGGACUCCUCUUACUGGUGGUAUUGCCUGUGCCCCAAAAUGGGGUGAGAUGGAGAAGCACCCCUGCUCUGAGCCUGUGUUUUGGGGAGCUCCCCCUCUGCCCCCCGCUGUCGGAGGCAGCUGGACCCCACGGGCUGCUCCCCGACUGCUGCAGCAAGCGGGUCCCUCCCUGUGCCCCCCCAGCUCACAUUGCCUUUUCUCUUCUGUUUGGGGUUCAAAAAAAUGUACAGUCCAGCCUGGAAGUGUCCCCCAUGCCUGGCCCCGGUGUCCCCCUCCAGCAGGAGCCCCGUGCCACCCCCGGGGCUGGCCCCAGCCUUGGGUCGGGGAGCAGGGGGAUGGGGAGCAGGGUCCCCCCUAGGCUCUCCCGGUCCCGACCAAAGCGCACAAUGAGCUGUCCUUUAAGAAAACAGGGGGAACCUAACGCGGACCUGGCGAAAGGCAGAGAAUUUUAAUAGUUUUAAAAAAUUACAUGGGGAAAAAAAAUAAAAAUCCAGAGUCCUGAUUACCUUUCUGUGAUUGUUUCAGACUUGAAGCAACAGGCCAGUGCGGCUGGUCAAAUGCCCUUUGAUCGUGUAAAUAUCCUGCUAUUUCCUAUUUUAAUGUUCUUCAGAUUUAGUACUUGUAAAUAAACACACGCAUCAAGGAGAGAUUAAACA
Messenger RNA from Grus americana (Whooping crane), 10471 nucleotides. RefSeq names its product plexin A1 (gene PLXNA1). Bases 387 to 6083 code for a protein of 1898 amino acids. Lineage: Eukaryota; Metazoa; Chordata; Aves; Gruiformes; Gruidae. Gene Ontology annotation, molecular function: protein binding; semaphorin receptor activity. The record is from RefSeq and is a predicted model, not a curated record. Gene Ontology annotation, biological process: regulation of cell shape; negative regulation of cell adhesion; positive regulation of axonogenesis. Gene Ontology annotation, cellular component: semaphorin receptor complex. The transcript is spliced from 32 exons.